AUGGCUGCCAGAAUCCCGGCCGACGAUACCCAGGCCCUCAACGCCAAGGAAGCAGCCAAAGCCACCAACGGGGGCGCCGGCAAUCGCGCGCCGAAGAAGGGCGAUGCUGCCGCCGAAUGCUCUGGCGAAUCCGACGACGACGCCGACGACCAUGUAACCAACGCCCCCGGCGCUGCGGGUGACGGCGAGGCCAGCAAGAAGAAGAAGAGAAAGAAUAGGCCUCGCAAGAAGAAGAACAAGGCCCCGACCGCCCAGACCGAUCCGCCGUCCGUCCUCAUGUCCCAGCUCUUCCCCAAUAAGAGCUACCCCAAGGGCGAAGAGGUUGAGUACAAGGACGACAACCUAUACCGCACCACGAACGAAGAGAAACGCUAUCUCGACAACCUCAACAGCGACUACCUCGCCGACUUCCGCCAGGCAGCUGAAACGCAUCGCCAGGUCCGUCAGUGGGCGCAGAAGAAUAUAAAGCCGGGGCAGACGCUCACCGAAAUCGCCAACGGCGUCGAGGACAGUGUCCGCCGCCUCGUCGGCCACGAUGGGCUGACCGAGGGCGACGCCCAUGUCGCGGGCAUGGGUUUCCCGCUCGGUUUGAAUCUCGAUGAAAUAGCGGCGCACUUUAGCCCGAACGCGGGCGACAAGACUGUUCUGCAGCAGAGCAAUGUCAUGAAGGUGGACAUCGGCGUCCAUGUUAAUGGGCGCAUUGUCGACAGCGCCUUCACCAUGUCGUUUGACCCCAAAUACGACAACCUCCUCAACGCCGUCAAGGAUGCCUCGAAUACAGGCAUCCGCGAGGCAGGGAUCGAUGUCCGCCUUGGAGAACUCGGCGGCUACAUCCAAGAAGCCAUGGAAAGCUACGAGCUGGAGCUUGACGGCAAGGUUUAUCCCAUCAAGCCGAUCCGUAACAUCACCGGCCACAAUAUCCUGCACUAUAGCAUCCAUGGCUCCAAGGCAGUGCCUUCAAUCUUGACUGAUGAUGACACCAAGAUGGAGGAAGGCGACGUGUUUGCCAUCGAGCCGUUUGGCAGCACUGGCAACGGCCGCGUCUACGAUCAGGGCGAAGUCUCCCACUACGCCCUUUCUGGUGACGCGCCCACCAACGUGCAGCUGCGCCUGUCUUCGGCCAAGUCUGUCUUGAACGCUAUCAAGAAGAAUUUUGGCACCCUUCCCUUUUGCCGACGUUAUUUGGACAGGAUCGGGCAGGAGAAAUACCUCCUCGGUCUCAACCACCUCGUCAAGUCUGGGAUUGUCGAAGACUAUCCACCUUUGGUGGACAAGAAAGGCUCCUACACGGCCCAAUUUGAGCACACUGUUUUGCUCAGACCUACCGUAAAGGAGGUCGUGAGUCGUGGAGAUGACUACUGA
This is a messenger RNA of Clonostachys byssicola, 1362 nucleotides long. NCBI's taxonomy places the organism in Eukaryota, Fungi, Ascomycota, Sordariomycetes, Hypocreales, Bionectriaceae. The record is from the annotation of a GenBank genome assembly.